Messenger RNA from Malaya genurostris, 5440 nucleotides. RefSeq names its product glutamate receptor ionotropic, kainate glr-3-like. Gene Ontology annotation, molecular function: ligand-gated monoatomic ion channel activity. Bases 3290 to 5230 code for a protein of 646 amino acids. The transcript has 4 exons. Lineage: Eukaryota; Metazoa; Arthropoda; Insecta; Diptera; Culicidae. Gene Ontology annotation, cellular component: membrane. The record is from RefSeq and is a predicted model, not a curated record.
AACCUUUUUCUGUCAUUAUCAAUUCUCACAGCUUCGGUUGCAUAUUGACACUGCAUACUAUGGGAUUUGCACUGAAAACUGCAAAUGACUGAAAGGGCAAAUGAAAGAAAAAACACAAUUUUGAAACCACUGUCCCGCUUAUGUCAUUGACUGGACAUGGAUUUCGUUCUCAUAGUUUGCAAGCGAAGCUGAGAGUGAUAGUAAAUUCUUGUCAUUUUUGUCUAUUUUUUAGUCAAUGAAAAUGACUUUUAUUAGCUCUGCUUUGUAUCAUAUGCUAUAUUAUCUUUUUCUCGUGUUCUUAUUCUUUUCUUGCAUUACGCGAUGGUGUCGAUUUUGCGAUGGACUACGAAAUCAUUUAUUUUACGUUUUGAAUUCAGCUCAUCAGUGCAUUAUCUGAUUUUGUCGAACUGCUAAUGCCACCUCGCGGAACAACAUAAUCCGCUAAGCAGACGUAAAAGUAUUUGCUAUUUACAAAUCACUUACUUUCAUGUCUAUCUAUCAUGUGCACUUUAGUACACACCGGUACACAUGAGGUACUGAAAACCCCUGAAUGACUAGGAAAAGUAAUUUUAUUUUAGAUUAGUAAUAUAAUUUUAUUUUCACACUUCAUUUCUUGACAACUGUCUAUGUUUGCAUAUCAGUCUCAUAUGGAAAAAGUAUGUUGAGAAAAAUACGGCUUAAAUUUUAUUUAUUUUUUUUAAUUUUUGGUAUCUAAAACGAAGAGUAUUGGUAUUAUUUCACGAAACAUUGAUAGCACACCACUAAUAUUUUAAUUUGGUUAUUUUAGUUGAUGGCCAAACGAACAGAUUAAAUAGUAGUGGAAAAAAAUCCAUAUAUCAGCUGUUUUUCAAAGAAGGACGAAUCUUACAAAAGUAAACAAAUCGAGUUUCUCUCUCCUACCAAUAAAUUCUUCAAAAUCCUACAAUUUUGCCUAAAAAAUCGGAUUCUACAAAAAUCUCAAUCUUAGUAAUACAAAGAACUAUAAAGGACUGUCAUUCCAUUUGUUUACGAAAGUUUCGCCCUCCGUGUUCCAUGCAAACAAACAGGGCGAUACUUCAAUUCCUAAUAAGGAAGGGCGAAACUAUUUGUUUUCUUUAUUUUUGAUAGUUUCCGAACCUUUUACUACUGGAAAUAAUAAAUGAGACGAUAAAAUUACCCGAAUAUUUAUCUUAGUCACGAAAACCAACUAAUUUCACAAAAAAAUGCGCAAGGGCGUAACUUCAUCAUUCACACAGGAAGCAUAAAAGUAAACAAAUCGAAAAAGGGCGAAACUCUUUUUAUGUUGAUUUAUUCAGUAGAUAUAGAAGGAAAGUGGUAAAGUUUGCAUACUUUUUAAAGAUAAACGAACAGAUCAUCGACUAAUCAAAAAUUGAUCUGAGAAUACACGAUGAUUUCUAAAUACGAUUUGAAACCAAAGUCGAAAUAUUCAUCGAUGUUUUUCUCCAUUUGCUGUCGAUGUUCGCCGUUCUUUGGAAAACAGCUGAUAUGGUAUUAGGAGCUGUCCAUAACAGACGUCACGCCUCAAGGGGGAGGGGGGUGUUCCAUAAAACGUGACCUUUUGUGACAGGGGGAAGGGGGGAGGUUUUUGGAAUGUGACGUCCAAUACUUUCAAUGAGUGCAUUUUUGAAAUACCUAAUUAUAUUACUACUUUGCCAUAUUUCCUGAAAAAAUCUCCACAAUGAACGUUUACAUUCUAUAGGAAAACGUGUAUUUGUUGAUGUAAAAGCUUCUUCUUGUAAAUUCGUAAAUGAAUGAUGUAGGAAAUCAUUUCUGUUGUGAUCAGCAAAAGUGCACGGAGGAGCGAGUAAAUUAGCGAAAUUAAUAAAUUUUGCCUAAUAUGAGUAAAAAAGAAAAAGAUGCCUUCAAACGGUUUAACUUAAGUUAUGCACUGAUAAUUUUUUCAGUAGUUUGAUUUUCUAGCAUUGAUAAUAGUAUAUCAUAAGAAUUUCUCUUAUCUGAUUCUGAUGCAGUUUAUUCAAUUGUACUCCAUUUGAAAAAGGGCGAGAGAUCAACGAUUUCAGACGUAGAUCAUGUCAUGUCAUAUCUUGAUCAUAUGUGAUUUUCCUCCACCAACAUCAAAGCUUAUCGAAUCAUCCAAUGAUUGAACUUACAUAAAUCAAGAAUCAUUUUAACUCAAAAUCACUACCCAUUGUGUGACGGAAGAUCAGUACCGAUAUUGAUCGAUGUGAUUUAAAAUUCACUGAUCAACUGAUCUUGAAUCUUGAAAUCGGCAGUGAUCUCGUUUUGAUGAGAGGUUUUGGUCUUUAUUUUCUCAGCCCUGUAUGCUACACUAAGGAAAUAUUAUUCUUUACCUAAAACAAUAAUAUAUCUGUGUACCCCUAGGAAGAAUAAAACAGAUGAUUUAAAUGUUUCAUCAAUUCCAACCAAAUACUUUUGUUAAUUUAUAUAAUUGAUAUUAAUAAAAUAAUUCCGAUGAUUUUGUAGUUUUAGGGAUAUUAUUUAAUCUAAUGACAGCUUGUAAUAAAUCGAUUUUUCCCUCAUAUUUGUAUGGUUUGUCAUACAUAUUGAGAAUGCAUUGAGAUGAAUUUUAUUUAUUCAGAAUUCCUGACAUGUGACAUAGGGGGGGUGGGGGGUCUUUGCUUCUGUGACAAUUUGUGACAAAGGGGGGAUGGGGAGUCAAAAAUCGUCAAAAAAAAGCGUGACGUCUUUUAUGGACAGCCCCUUAACGAUAAUGAGAAAAGAAUUUUUACACAAGAUUUUAUUUGGAAAUCAUGUAAAUUAAUAUAUUAUAUUAUUUGCAAUUCGUUGGAAACAUUUAUCUCGAGUCGAUGGCUCAGAGUUUAAGCCAGUUGAUUUAUUUUCAAAUCUCUACCUGGUAGAAUUCUUAGUGUAGCAGUAUUUAUGUUACUGUCCUAUUUACUAACGAAUUGGCUUCGAAGUCGGUUGAAACAGAUGCUCGAGUUCUUGAAUCGAGAUUCAGUACCCUGAGUAUAAUGACUUGGAAGUAUGAAGCUUAUGAGUAUAACAACUGUACACUCUAGUAAAGCGUAACAACAAACGUAAAAGUAACUUUAAAUGUACUUAAUGUUAAUCGAACUUCCCCUUUUUGAGUGUAAAUGGCACACGAGUCAAUCGGAAUCAUUAUCCUAAUAUCAAUUCACCUAUAUUUCAUAUGCUCACGUCAACAACUCAAUUAAGUUAUUUCGAAAAUAACAUUUAAAUGUAAAAUGAGAUCACGAACAUGGCACAAGUUUGAACAAUAUAUAAAGUAGUGUGUGCCAUAGACCAUUAAUCUGAUUCGCUUUGACACCGUGUUAGGAGCACGAGAAUGUGGUUGGUAAAGAGUUGUCUAAUUUUGUGUGUGCUCUCAAUGGUACUAUCCGGUCGGCAAUGGAGCCAGUAUGAGUUGGGUGAAAUGUCUAUUGCAUACUUUAAGGCCAGGUACGUUAAGGCGGUUACCACAUUUGAUUGUUUCACAGUGAAGGAUAAUUUCCGUCUGAUAAAAAAAUAUUUGAUGUCCGGGUUUCGUGUGCUGGUUGGAUCCGCGGAAAAAUUCAAUGUUUCUGCAAAUGGUAAUGCUGGUGUCGUAGUUGAUGCAAGAUGUGAUAAAGUAAUGGAUCUAUUGAUGAAAAACGUUCGUUUUAAAUAUAUCAAUUUAUUUUUGAUGACCAAUAUUUACUGGCUAUUUCUGGACAACGAUUCAAGUAUAAGCAACGAUCCGAAGAGUUUCAGUGGAGCAUUUCCUUCGCAACGACAAUUGAUCUACGACAAGAGAUUUCGAUUUGUAGAUGUUCUACCGACCAGUCGUGUUGUGGUUGGACUAUAUGGCAACAGAUGGCAGUUAUUUGAUGUCUACAAAGCAUAUGGAGAGGCUCGUGUAAACUAUAAAGAAAUUUACUUCAACCAUCAAAACCUGGAAGUUUUGUCCAAUUUGCGAGAAGCUUUAAGGCGUGAUGAAUCACGAAAUAAUCAGAAGCGCAAUUUGCAAGGGUUUGCGAUGUCAGCAGGAACAGCGAUAACAGCUCCUGAAUUUUUCAAAGGGUUAGAGGAUCGUUCCGAUAAAAUACACGACUUGUACGCGAAAGUAAGCUAUCCAAUGAUAAAGGCUUUAAUGUACGAUCUGAACUUCAGCUUAAACCUAAUCCAGGUUGAUAAAAUUGGAUGGAAAACGAAUGGCACCUUUAGUGGGAUCAUGGGAAAAUUUCAACAAAACUCCAUAGAAUUAGGUUGUUUGGCAACGUUUAUGCGCACUGAUCGCAUGGAAGUUGUUGAUUAUACUAUAGUUACCAUGGUCAUUGAAAACAAAAUUAUAUUUAGACAGCCGUCUCUAUCAGUGGUUUCCAAUAUUUUUAAAUUACCAUUCAGCGUCGGAGUUUGGUUGAGCUGUUUUGGAUUUGUUAUUAUUUACUGGGUUGCGUUGAUGUUCCUCAGAAUUGUUUCAAAAACGGAAAAAUUUCAUCCAUUGGAUUCAUUGACUUUUAUGAUUGGAUUGAUGUGCCAGCAAAAUUAUGACUUAUUGGCUCACUUCAACGCGACCAAAUUAUUGUUCUUUUUUGCGAAGCUAGCAAGCUUUUUCAUUUUCACCUCCUACUCGGCAAGUAUAGUCGCACUUCUGCAGAGUCCAAGCAAAGCAAUUAACUCGGUUACAGAUUUGGUUAGGUCGCCACUGAAAGCCGGUGCUAUGGACACGGUGUAUGGAUGGGUUUAUUAUAACGAAAGCAAGGAUCCUGCAGUACGAGCACUUUAUCUAAGUAAAAUGAAACCUCAAGGCAAAAGAGCUUUCACCGAAGCCGAUGUUGGAAUGAAGCGAGUUAAAGACGAACUUUAUGCUUUUCAGGUUGAGGUGAAUGCAGCGUAUCAGCUGAUAAAGGAAACCUAUACCGAUCAGGAAACGUGUAAACUUCAUGAGUUGGAGUCCGUCAAAAUUCCUCCCUUCAGCAUACCAGUUGUUAAAGGUAGCAAAUACCGAGAGUUGAUUCGUCAACGACUGAUCCGACAGCGAGAAGUUGGCCUCAUUAAACGAUCCAAUCUGAUUUGGAUCACCCAAAAACCCAGGUGUGAAAACAGUUUGGCAGCAUUUUCGUCGGUGGGUCUUGAUGAAUUGCGUUAUGCGUAUAUCUUGAUGGUUGUUGGUUUCGGGAUGGCAUUCGCUAUACUCGCUGGAGAGUUGUUAUACAGUUGGAAUUGGUACAAGACAGCCAGGGUCGAUGAUACAAAAGAAACGAAAGGAAUAAUCGAUACGAGUUUACAAUUUGAAUUUAUAAACUAAAAAUGCAAUUAUGCUGAGAUAUAGUACCUAAAUUAAAUGAUGAUAGUGAAGACAUAAAAUAUUAUUUACAAAGUGUUUCAUCGGUAUAGUGUAGCUUCAUACUGAAACGAAAAUGGUCGCCAGUGUAAUAAAAGUAAAGUUUUUAUAUUAUUAAGAUAUUCAGUUUUUCCGAACAAGUUAUAUGUCACAUACUUUUUAAGAGUACACAGA